This is a messenger RNA of Apis cerana (Asiatic honeybee), 1378 nucleotides long. Its product is annotated as distal membrane-arm assembly complex protein 2. The record is from RefSeq and is a predicted model, not a curated record. NCBI's taxonomy places the organism in Eukaryota, Metazoa, Arthropoda, Insecta, Hymenoptera, Apidae.
AUGUUAUAUCACCGUUAUUCUCGGAUGUUAUUUAAACAAAUUUCUGACUAUAGAACUGUUUAUAAUCCAUUAAAUGUUAAUGAGAUUAUCCGUUAUAAAUUCUAUGAUAAUUAUGAAGCUAUUACUUAUUUCAUAAAGUAUUUACGUAAACGUGAAUUUAACACUAGAUUAGAACCAAAAAGUUAUUAUAAAGUUAAAAGAAAAGCACCAAGAGGAACACUUAUAAGAAAUGAAGCACCCAAUACAUAUGAUUUUUUUACAUUUCGCUUUCAUGAAUGGUGGAAACGUAAAAAAGAUAAUUUUUAUGAAUAUGUAGAAAAUGAUAAAUAUCAAAAAUAUGUAAAAUAUGGUCCAAAUUUGGCAGCAGCUCUAUUUGUUGUACAAAUGAAUGGUAAAGUAAGAUUUAAAAAUCAUGAUGAAUGGAUAAAUAAAAAGAAUGAAAUUUUUGAAUUAUUAGAAAAAAAUAAUACGAACUAUGUUUUAGAAGAAUUAGAUUUAAAUGGAUAUCCUAUACGAUAUGAACAUUUUCAUUUUAUUUUUAAUCUGUAUUAUUUAAAAUCACUUAGUCUCAGAGGUUGUGAAUCAAUUAAUGACUGGUAUUUAGAUAAAUUGUCUGCAGAAUAUCCAAUGUUAGAAAAACUUGACAUAUCAGAAUGUAAAAAUGUAACGGAAAGAGGAAUAGAAGCAUUAUAUAGAAUGCCUAAUUUAAAAAUAUUAAUUGUAACAAACUUUUAUGGAUCUGCAGCAUUUGACUUAACUUGUUUCAUGUUAGAAGAUGUUAAUCCAUAUUUAACAUGUCAAAUUCAACAACCAAAAUAUAAGUAUUUAUCAAAUACUUAAUAUGUAAAAAAUAAAAAUAAUUUAUAUAAUUAAUAAAUAAUAUAUUUCAUAAAAUUAAAAAAUAUAAUAUUUACAUAUAUAAUUUAAUCAUACAAAGUACAAUAUUUACAUUACAUAAUUUAUACGGAAACUAAGAAUGUUUUAUUAAUUUAUUUUUUUCCCUACGUCGUUUUAGAUAAUAUAAUUCUGCUUUGUUUGUGAUUCCAUAAGUUUUUAUAUUUUCAUUAUCAUUUAUUAAUUUAAUAUUUUCAAAACAUAAAUGAUAUUUUUUCCAAAUAUGUUUCCAACUUAUUUUUUUUUUAAUUUUUUCUCUCUUCAAAGCUAAAUUUGUAUGACGCUUUAUAGCUUUUUUGAGAUCCAAUACUGUAGUAUUAUGUGGCGGUACCUAAAUACAUAAGGAAUUAGGUUAGAAUGACUUAAAAAGAUUUUUGUCUAAAUUAAAUUAUUUUUGAAAUUCUUUAAUAAUUGUUAAAUCUAAUUAAUGUUAUAUACAAAUGAUAUUAAAUAAAUAAUAAUAAAAAUAUAUAUAUAUUUAAAA